UAGUGGAAGUCCAGCUAUCAUGACAUACACAGAUACUUACACACCAGUCAAGAAGAACUAGUUAUUAAUUUUAACAUUUUAAACCACAGACCAUGUCCAUGUAUUAGAUAAGGUUUCUUAUGGGCUUUGAAUCCUGACAGAGCCUGUAUCAUCAUGGCUAGUCCCGUCGCAGCAGAAUCCCGGGCUGUUGGGCCCGGUGAAGAACAACCAGAGUCUGCAUCAGAGGCCCGGGCACCUGUGCAGCCUCAGCCGCCUCAGAAGCACAGUCAGACGGCGUGUGCGGGCGCGUCUGCCGCGGUCAUGGUGGAGGCGCUGGAUGACGCCGAAGGGCUGUUUGUGGCCGUGGAGAGAUGUCCGCUCUGCAACACAGCCCGACGCAGACUUACCUGUGCCCGAUGCAUCCAGGCCGGAGAUUUCGUGUACUUUGACGGAAGGAAUCAGGAGAGGUACACAGAAAAACUUGAAAGACUCCAGAAGCUGAAAACUGAAAAAGAGAAUCUACAACACAGAGUCAUCAAAGCCAUGGAUAAGAAAGUUGAGGCAGAUCAGAUGAGGUGGAAAAUCAUGUCAUGUAAGAUGAAAAUCCAGCAAAUGAAAGAGGCUAUCUGCACUGGCAAUGAAGAAGUGAAGAGUGGCAGGGAGCUGUUGUUGCGUUCUCAAGAGGAAGGUCAGAGACUGCAGCGUAGGGCCAGUCGGCACCAGGAGAAGAGGGAUAAGAUUAAACGGCAUAACCAAAAGCUUGGUGAGCUUCUGGAAAAGAGAUCCAAAGACCUGCAGGGAAGACUGGAAGCCCUGGCCGAGGUGCGGAGAGAGCACAUCCUGGAGCUCACCACACACAUCUUUCACAUACAGGAGGAGAAGCAGGGCAGCAGGGACCCAGUGGAUCCAGCUGUGGCCGAGUACGAUCUUGCUCUGACCUCCAGCACCGUAACUGAACUCGCAGAGGCCAGACGUACCACAUACCACUCGGGACGUUGGAUCUGGGAUGAUCAAAACGGAGAGACGAGCAUUAGCAUCACCGGGCCAGAUGUCACACUGCCAAGCAAUGGAGACUGCUCAGCCUAUUACAACUGGGUGGAAGAGAAGAGCGGAAACCAGGGGCCAGAGCUGGAUCACAUGAACCCAGCCCACACCAUCAGUGCUGCCCUAUGCUAUGCUACACAACUCGUCAACAUCCUGUCUCAUAUCCUGGAUGUCAACCUCCCGAAAAAGUUAUGCAACAGCGAGUUCUGUGGUGAUAAUCUGACCAGAUACCGAUUCACCCGCGCCAUAAACAAACUCAACACCAACAUCCUGCACCUCUGCUUCUCACAGAAUGUUGACAGCGAGCUGCUUCAUCCUCACCACACUUUGAGGAACAUCAUGUUUUUAGUGUCGCCAGAAAACAAGAACCUCGGCAGAACUGGGCCUUUUGAAGUGAGUGCAGACUUAGAAGAAUCAAUGGAGUUUGUGGAACCAGAAGCAGCCGGACCUUCUGAGGAGAGCGGCGAUGAGGCUGUGACCGAUGAAGAAACAGACUUGGGCACGGACUGGGAGACUGUUCCCAGUCCCCGCUUCUGUGACAUCCCAUCUCAGCCUAUGGAUCUUUCCCAAAGUGGCAUGCAGGCGUCUCAGCCAGUGGGAAACGCUGGGGGAAUGAUCUCAUCUGCGGCCGCUUCCGUCACGUCUUGGUUCCGUACCUACACUGGUCAGCGCUGAGAUCAGAUGGAUGUAAGGGGUGGUGGCAUAUGCAGACAAAGGGAAUUUUCUGUUCACCUGACUCUGGGUAGUGGUAUAUAUGUGGUAGAAACCAGAGGGAAGCAUGUGAUCUUCAGAAGCAACUCACGUGUGCUAGUAAUAAAGUCUUGGAUAGUGGGUUCAAAGCAGAAAUUUCAUUUCUGCUCUUUUGUUGCUCACAUUUAACUGGAGACAUUACAUAAAUUACACCCAUUGCCAAAUAUUAUCUUGUUAUAUUCAUAUAAACUGUAGAAAGCAUUGUUGGACGGACUUGAGUCUGUGCUGUCUUGACUGAUGGAUUGUAAGUUCUCACGGAAGAGUAAAACUGCACCUGUUCACCAGCUUUUCAAAGAAUUUUACUGUAUAAAUGUUGCUGGACUAAAAGAGUGAAGCAUAUUAUUGGUGUGUUAUGUUUUAUUAGAUACAUUUUCAAAAGGAAUUGUAUUUUAUGAAGAAACAGAGGUGUGUAAUGCUGAUUUUCUCUCUUUUCUUUAAGAUGAAACAUGCUGUAUCAGGCAUGAAUAUUCUGGCAUUGUUAUGACUUGUAAUGUUUUACCUAUAUUUAUUUUUGCACCAUCUUUAGUUGUUGAAACAAAAAAUCAUACUAUCAAAAAGUUUCAUAUAAACAUGUAUUUGUUUAAGCCAAUCCGCACAGUUAUUAAACUGAAAAUCUCUUUGAUAAACAAUAGAAAUUGAGCAAUUAUUUAUAUGUAUAAAUUACAUCUUUGUUUUAAAUGUGUUGUGAUAUCUCCAGUUGCAUUUAGAAGAAACUCCAAAAGAAGCAUCAAGAGUAUAAAUACUCUGACAAGGAUAUAAAACAUUCAGGGCUUUUGUGCCAGAAAUGCUCAUGUAUAUUCAGUUUUCAUGUCGGGCAAUUUUUGUACUAUACUAUAAAUCAAUCACACGUUAUAAAACCUGCUGCAGUCAGUCAUUUAUUAUGUGAUGUAACACCAUUUAGCUUUAAAGAGCGAAGAUUGACUAGAGGAUUUAUUCAUAUUCAGACAUAAUAAACCAA
Messenger RNA from Triplophysa dalaica, 2731 nucleotides. It is a transcript of the gene atg14, whose product is annotated as autophagy related 14. The transcript has 10 exons. Gene Ontology annotation, biological process: autophagosome assembly; cellular response to starvation; mitophagy. The record is from RefSeq and is a predicted model, not a curated record. Gene Ontology annotation, cellular component: extrinsic component of phagophore assembly site membrane; phosphatidylinositol 3-kinase complex, class III; mitochondria-associated endoplasmic reticulum membrane contact site. NCBI's taxonomy places the organism in Eukaryota, Metazoa, Chordata, Actinopteri, Cypriniformes, Nemacheilidae. The coding region runs from base 154 to 1698 and encodes 514 amino acids.